AGGAAUUGUUCAAGGCCUUGGUCACCACUAGAUGAAUCAUCGCACCAUAAAGAGGAACUCACCUAACGCACUUUUUGCAGUCACGAUUCUAAUGUGCACACUGGUGACUAUGGGCAUCAUUGGAUGGCAGCACAGCACGGAGAUGCGUUACAUGAAUCUUUUACCAAAUUGGGACAGCAUCAGUUACCGAGGUUGGAAUAGGAUAAAAAGGGAUGAAGGUGGAACCGACAGCAGAAACUAUCUUGUGUUUCAUCCUUUCGAAAAUGCCUGCAAGUUCGUAAUUCCCAGCAUUUACCCAGUAGACAUUUCGCACUUUCGUGUUGCGGAACGUUUGCGGCAGCUACAAUGUCCAUAUGAAGAUCUAGAUUUUGCUACUAUGGACAGUGAAGGAUAUAUGUACGUUCACCCGCAUUUCACAGUAUAUCCUAAAUACAUUACUGACGUAAAGUGUAAAGUUGUCUUUUUGGAAGGCGCAUUGAGAGAUAACGUUACUAACAAAGGGAAGAACGACUUCAAGGAGGUGGCUGAAGUUGAAGCUCCUGAGAACAAACGAUUUUUUGCAAAUGGAGACGCUUUUUACAUUCGAUGCUCUAAGAAUAACACAAGGCUAUUUGAGCAAGUUUAUCCUGGCAUGAGAGACCUGGACAAAAUCCCCAAUAAGGUAUAUCUGGCAAAAGAUAUGAAGUCAUUCGACGACUGGGGUAGGAGACUUGAACCAGAGCCUAAGAAAAGCCCUGAUCCGCAUUACUCCAUUGAUAUUCUUGGCUUUGAUUCGACAUCACGAACUAUGUUUAUGCGACAUCUACCUCGAACUAUGGAAACAAUGGAUAAAUUAGGAUAUGAGCUGUUUUAUGGAUAUAACAAAGUUGGAGACAAUUCAGCGGUAAAUCUUGUCCCUAUUCUUGCUGGAGAUGUACCAGAAGCUUUACAAGAACCAAAACUGGAUCAGUUUGGGGAUAUAAACAUCAACUGGGUUUUACCCACACAACGUAAACUGGAUCCAACCAAUAUUCCAUUUUUAUGGAAAAUGAUGGGAAAAGAAUUUGGAUGUCGCUCGAUGCUUAAUGAGGACAUCUCGAUGCAAGCUCUUGGGUUGUUCCACUACCCCGGCAACGAGUUUCUUCCUGGUUUUACUUCACCGCCCGCAGAUCAUUUCUACCGUACUUAUUAUCUAGCUGUAUAUAAGAACUGGCGCUACUCACAAUGCAGAGAUGGUGGUCAAGUUCAACGUCGUUAUGUAGACUUGUGGCGUCGUUUCGCCAACAAGUACAAGGAUAUUUGUCAUAUGGGAUUCACAUUUGUAACAACGCUUUCUCAUGAAGCAGGAUUUGUACUUGAACUUCUAGAUGAGCAAAUAUCCUCCAGCCUGGAAAACUUAUACUUCACUGGAGCACUAGACAACGGGAUCAGCGUUAUAAUGGGUGAUCAUGGCAAUCGAAUAGGAAUGGUGCAGUUUUCAUACUCUGGAAGAAUCGAGGAGCGCAUGCCAUUGAUGGCUAUACGUCUGCCACCCAAAUUCAAAGAAUCACAUCCAAAAGAAUACUUUAAUUUUAUGGCAAAUAAGUGGAAAUUGACAAGCAAUUUUGAUAUCCAUCAAACUUUGAAAGAUAUAGCGCUUAUGAAAUUUGGCAGCUCUAGAAGAUCUGUAACGCCAAAUUAUGGUCGAGGAAUUAGCCUCUUUGAUGAGAUACCCGACAAUAGGAGUUGUUUUGAUGCCUAUAUUCCCGAGAACUUUUGCACUUGUAUGAUAGAUCGUUCGAAUCUUGCGGAUGAAACUAAGAGAGUUGCAAGGGAAGAGAAAAUUCUGUCAGCCAUUCGUCUAUUUCUCGGCAACAAAGAUCUUGAUGACUGUUUCAGGCUUGAAAACAUUACGAUAGUAGAUAAUAUUACGGUGCUUGGUCUGAAUCCAUUAGCAAGACAUGGAUUUCGUAAAAAGGAUAAUGCUUCACGCAUGGAAGAAGCAAGGAAGAAGAACCCAAAAAUGGAUUUUCUCUACCAUGAACUUAGUGUAGUGGCGGAGAUAGCCCAGAAUCGGGGUAGUGCUCGUCUUCUAUUCCGUGUUGAGGAAUCAAAAGCAGAGAAGGCCUUCAGAGUAGUAUUAGAACCACUUGUGCAAGAUGCUCCUACGGAAUGCUAUGCUAAAUCUGUAUUCAAUUGUCCUUACAACGCGAUGUUAAAGGAAACUGAGAGUUUUCGGACGACUAAUAAUGCUGUGAUAAUAAUACGAAGAUGUUUAUCACCCAUUUGUACACUACUCAAAUCUCAACGAAAUACUAUUUCUAUGUUGCGAUUCUAGUUGAUGCGAAAAUGAUAGAUCUGUGU
Cylicocyclus nassatus is the source of this 2322-nucleotide messenger RNA. NCBI's taxonomy places the organism in Eukaryota, Metazoa, Nematoda, Chromadorea, Rhabditida, Strongylidae. The record is from the annotation of a GenBank genome assembly.